AAAGAAGCGCUCGCAGGCGAACACAGACGCAAAGGGACUGUCUCUUAUUACAACGGAGGGAAACACGUUUCGCACCUUGCGCGCUGUCCAAGAAGACUAACUUAAAGUCAAAGAAACGUGGACUUUGAGUUGAAGAAACUUACUUUUGGCUGCACCUGGCAACGCUCUUUGACUCAACACAUUCCAGUGAUGUGGAUGUGGUCAUUACGCACUGAGGCUCGUUUAGUUGGACUCUAAAAAGCGAAUUCUUUUUGGAGUUUCUUCCUCUUAUUUUUGUCUGAACAGUCACAUGACGCAAAGUUUUGCUCGGAGUCCAGGUUUUGUGGUGAGACUGUGUGCCUGCCAAGUGGAGUCGCGUGUCUGUUUGUUAAUAACCCACAAGGAAACAUGAACGUCUCCUUCUUCGACGUGACCCAGGGCGCGCUGUUUAACGGGAGUCAGACCCUCGCCGGGACUUUGGCGACAUACUCCGGUAAUGGCACCGACAACGUAGUGACCGGCGACGGUGGAGGGUCUCUGGUGCUGGUGCAAGACGAGCGCAAACUCUUCGUCAUGCGUGUGGUGCAAAUCGCGGUCCUGUGCGUGUUGUCGCUCACAGUCGUGUUCGGUAUAUUUUUCCUCGGGUGCAACCUGAUGAUCAAAUCGGAGAGCAUGAUUAACUUCCUGGUGAAGGACCGGAGACCCUCCAAAGACGUGGAGACGGUCAUGAUCGGGCUCAGCUAGAGCAUGGAGAGCAGGUACUGUGAAGAAGUGGAGCGAAGAUCCGGUAUGAGGAUCUGGUGCGCGUUUUCUACUGCAGGUCAACAUCUGCAUCUGCAUGUACUUCUCAAACACGCUGUGUGUGUGUGUGUGUGUGUGUUAGUGAGGAGAUAGAAGAUAUGCAAAAACUUAACAUUUCCUUCCGACAAACGGCUACAGGAAAGUAGUCCAGCGACCAAUGUCCGUGCGUAAAGCUUGUGCGUAAAACACGGGAAAUUGUUUACACGUGGGCCGAUCUGUUGAAUCUUUUGAUUGAAUUAAAUGUUGCCAACUUGAACUAAGUGACGAAAAUGUUUACAAGCUGUUACCUCAUUUUUUUGUUCAUUGAGUUUAAAUUUGAAAUGAUUGUUAAUGAAUGUUUUUAAAACUGUCAAAAAGCAUGAUUGUGAAUUCUUAAUAGUUCCACGUCUGCCAGUGUAUAAUGUGGACGUGAUGGACAUGUGGGUAUUCUCUAUACAAAGUAUUUUUCUUGGUCUCGUUUGGUAAAUACUUGAUGAAAUCUUGCACGUUUUUCAAGGAACUCCGUCACAGCUUUAUGGAGUGGUUCUGGUCCUGUUUGGCAUGCUCGCUAAUUGAUAUGUAAAGUGAUUUUUGGACCCGUUUUGCACUUUUUAAAUCACUGAUGCUGCAUGAAUUAUUUUGUACCAAAAAAAAAAACAACAACUUGAAAUUGCAGCAUGCAAUUAAACAUUGAAAUGAC
This is a messenger RNA of Epinephelus lanceolatus (giant grouper), 1459 nucleotides long. RefSeq names its product reprimo-like (gene rprml). NCBI's taxonomy places the organism in Eukaryota, Metazoa, Chordata, Actinopteri, Perciformes, Serranidae. The record is from RefSeq and is a predicted model, not a curated record.